This is a messenger RNA of Chlorocebus sabaeus (green monkey), 1250 nucleotides long. Lineage: Eukaryota; Metazoa; Chordata; Mammalia; Primates; Cercopithecidae. The record is from RefSeq and is a predicted model, not a curated record.
CGCCGCCGGGGGCUCCAUUCCUCCCGGGCAGCGGCGGCUGCAGCCCCCCUGCCCCCGCGCCGCCGCGGCGGACGCCGACACACAAUGCGGGACUAGGCGCGGCGCGGGGGUGCCAGGCGGCGUGGGGGUGCCAGGCGGCGUGGGGGAGGCACGGCCCGCAACUCCGCGCGGGGGGAGCCGGAGCGCCGGGUUUGGGGGCGGGGAGCAGGCGGCGCAGGAGAGCUCCCCGAGUCCCGGCGCGGGAGGAGGAGCGGGAGCCAGCCCUGGAGACUGCGCUCCUGGCCGCACCUGCUCCCGGCAGGCGGCCGGCCCUGCCCUGCCCCUGCCCACGGCCCCUGCCCCGCACCGGUCCGUGUCCCGGGGCCCAGCCCAGCCCCCUGGCUGCCAGCUCUUCACCUGCCCUCCCUGAUCUCUGGUCCUCCGUGGAAGAUGCCUGGCUGAGAUGGGAAGUGUUACAGCCCGGUUCCUGGCAAGGGGACACAUGGAAGCUGCCAGCCCCCCAGCCAAGGAUCACCUGAGUCCUAGGGCUGAUGCUUGCCUACGUUGCUGAGAAUGGCACUGAGGCCCAGCCAACAAAGGUUAUCCUGGGACACUCCUGGACAAAGAUCCUGAUGUCUGUUGUGAGCUGCACACUCAAGGGUGUGAUAACAGCCAGCCCCAGUCGGCGCCAUGGCCUCUGCAGAGCCCCUGACGGCGCUGUCCCGCUGGUACCUGUACGCCAUCCACGGCUACUUCUGCGAGGUGAUGUUCACGGCGGCCUGGGAGUUCGUGGUGAACUUGAACUGGAAGUUCCCAGGGGUCACGAGCGUGUGGGCCCUCUUCAUCUACGGCACCUCCAUCCUCAUCGUGGAGCGCAUGUACCUGCGGCUGCGUGGCCGCUGCCCGCUGCUCCUGCGCUGCCUCAUCUACACGCUCUGGACCUACCUGUGGGAGUUCACCACCGGCUUCAUCCUGCGCCAGUUCAACGCCUGCCCCUGGGACUACUCCCAGUUCGACUUUGACUUCAUGGGCCUCAUCACCCUGGAGUACGCCGUGCCCUGGUUCUGCGGGGCCCUCAUCAUGGAGCAGUUCAUCAUCCGCAACACCCUCCGCCUCCGCUUCGACAAGGACGCUGAACCCGGGGAGCCCAGUGGCGCCCUGGCCCUGGCCAAUGGCCAUGUCAAGACUGACUGAGUAGGAAGCGGGUGGGGGGCCUGGGGAUCUCUCAUGGAACUCAAGGACAAAGAGACCAAGCUGGUGAAGUUGCCCCA